AAUGGCGGCGCGGUGGAGCGCCAGGCUGUUCUGCAUUUUCUAACUUUUUCCACUUUGACCACCCCUCCGUCUUCCUCUGAUGUGUGGGAAGAGACUUCAUCUUGUGUGGUCUCCUCUUCAUCACCCUCACUGUCACUGCUACUGGAGUCCUGAUCUCUUAGUUGUUGGAUAGCUUGUCGCUGACUGCCACGGUCUCCAGGAAAAUCAGUUUUCAUCAUCGCCUGGCGGGCUUGCUCUUCUAGCCCAGCAAAUACUUGAUCCCAGUGAACUUUAUUUGGAUUUGUCUGUUUCCGACGGGACAUGUUUCCCUGAUCCAACAGCUCUGGCUUUUCCCAGUUUCAUGACUGGAUGUUACUACCUCCUUGCAAGGUGCUGACCAAAGAAGAAAGAAACCGCAAAUGGCAAAGACAGGCCUCCACAGGAAGUGGCAAAGGAAGCAGCUUUCAGGCAGUCUUCUAUCAUAUCUCCAGCUCUGGUGCAGUUCCCACGGAGCAAAGUAAACUCGCCUGAAUCCCAGGUGUCAUUUGCAGACAGUAAAACUAAACUGUCAAGGAAUUCAUACUGUUCGGUACUUGUUAUUUGGACCAGCUUAAGGAGUCUUUGACAUAUCAGAUCAACUGGCAACAGAAAAUGAAAAGUAGCGUGGCACAAAUAAAGCAUUCUUCUAGUCAUGACAGAAGGGAAAACUAUAAUUCAUAUCAGAGGACCUCCUCUCCAGAAGACAGAUACACGGAACAAGAAAGAUCCCCUCGGGAUAGAGAUUACUUUGAUUACAGCAGGUCAGACUACGAGCAUUCAAGAAGAGGACGUUCUUAUGAUGAUAGCAUGGAGUCACGAAGUAGAGACCGAGAAAAACGCAGAGAAAGAGAUGUGGAUCGGAAAAGGUCCCGGAAAUCUCCAUCUCCUGGGAGAAGAAGCCCAGAACCAUUGGUAACCCAGAGUUCCUCUGCUCAGGAUGAACCUACUGCAAAGAAGAAGAAAGAGGAGCUGGAUCCUCUUCUUACUCGCACUGGUGGAGCAUAUAUUCCUCCUGCAAAGCUCAGGAUGAUGCAAGAACAGAUUACAGAUAAAAACAGCUUAGCAUACCAGAGGAUGAGCUGGGAAGCCCUAAAGAAGUCCAUCAAUGGUCUGAUCAACAAAGUCAACAUUUCCAAUAUUGGUAUUAUUAUUCAAGAACUUCUUCAAGAAAAUAUAGUUAGAGGAAGAGGCCUGCUAUCCAGAUCCGUUUUGCAAGCACAGAGUGCUUCUCCAAUCUUCACCCAUGUUUAUGCAGCAUUAGUGGCAAUUAUCAACUCAAAAUUUCCACAAAUUGGAGAAUUAAUCCUCAAAAGGCUAAUUCUUAAUUUUCGAAAAGGCUAUCGGAGAAAUGAUAAGCCACUUUGUCUGACGGCUUCAAAAUUUGUGGCACAUCUUAUUAACCAAAAUGUGGCUCAUGAAGUUUUAUGCUUAGAAAUGCUCACUUUGCUCCUGGAAAGACCAACAGAUGAUAGUGUUGAAGUAGCUAUUGGUUUUCUUAAGGAAUGUGGUCUCAAAUUAACACAAGUGUCACCAAGAGGAAUCAAUGCUAUAUUUGAACGCCUUCGAAACAUUCUCCAUGAGUCUGAAAUUGACAAAAGAGUUCAGUAUAUGAUUGAAGUGAUGUUUGCUGUAAGGAAGGAUGGAUUCAAGGACCACCCUGUUGUCCUAGAAGGACUUGACUUAGUUGAAGAAGAUGAUCAGUUCACGCAUAUGCUCCCUCUGGAAGAUGACUAUAAUCCAGAAGAUGUUCUUAAUGUUUUCAAGAUGGAUCCUAAUUUUAUGGAGAAUGAAGAGAAGUACAAAACUAUUAAGAAGGAAAUUCUUGAUGAAGGAGAUAGUGACUCAAACACAGACCAAGAUGCUGGGAGUAGUGAAGAGGAGGAGGAAGAAGAGGAGGAAGAGGGAGAAGAAGAUGAAGAAGGACAAACGGUGACUAUUCAUGACAAAACAGAAAUUAAUCUAGUCUCAUUUCGUCGUACAAUUUAUCUUGCUAUUCAGUCAAGUUUAGAUUUUGAAGAGUGUGCUCACAAGUUGCUGAAAAUGGAGUUUCCUGAGGGUCAAACAAAAGAACUCUGCAACAUGAUACUUGACUGCUGUGCCCAACAAAGGACAUAUGAGAAAUUUUUUGGCUUAUUAGCUGGGCGAUUUUGCAUGCUAAAAAAAGAAUACAUGGAAUCCUUUGAAAGUAUAUUCAAAGAACAAUAUGAUACCAUCCAUCGCUUGGAAACAAACAAAUUGAGAAAUGUUGCUAAGAUGUUUGCUCACCUCUUAUACACCGAUUCACUUCCAUGGAGCGUUCUUGAAUGCAUAAAGCUGAGUGAAGAAACCACUACGUCCUCCAGUAGAAUUUUUGUGAAAAUAUUUUUCCAAGAACUGUGUGAAUACAUGGGUCUUCCUAAACUUAAUGGAAGAUUAAAGGAUGAAACUCUACAGCCAUUCUUUGAAGGAUUAUUACCCCGAGAUAACCCAAGAAACACUCGGUUUGCCAUCAACUUCUUUACUUCUAUAGGUCUUGGAGGUUUAACGGAUGAAUUGCGUGAGCAUCUCAAAAAUACACCAAAGGUCAUCGUGGCACAAAAACCAGAUGUUGAACCAAAUAAAUCCUCCCCCUCCUCUUCCUCCUCUGCGUCCUCCUCCUCGGAGUCUGACUCCUCUGCCUCUGGUUCGGACAGCAGUGACAGCAGUUCAGAGUCUUCUAGUGAAGAAAGCGAUUCUUCAUCCACCGGCAGUCAGAGCUCAGCCUCAGAUAAAGAUGUAAGAAAGAAGGGGCAAGGGAACCACAGAAGGAAAGAAGUAAAUAAAUUGAUCAGGAAACAACACACGAAUGAUAGGAAACAAGAAGAAAGGAGACCAGAGCAACGGCACCAGGAAACGAGGACCGAGAGAGAAAGGAGGUCAGAGAAACCCAGAGACAGAGAUUCAAGAGAUCCCGUAACAAAGUACACUUCAGACAGAGGGCUUCCUUCUGAGCGAAACAGCUACAGCAGAGCCAUGAAGGACAGAGAGCAAGAAAUGUACAUGGAUUUGGAACAUAAUCUUGGGGAUCCCAAAAAGAAAAGAGGAGAGAGAAGAAAUUCUUUCUCUGAAAAUGAGCGCAAAUACCGAAAUAAGGACAGUGAGAAUUUUAGAAGAAAGGAUAGGUCCAAGUCAAGAGAAAAGGAUAAAAAACAUUCAGCCUCUAGAAGUGAUGAAGAUAGGUAUCAGAAUGGUGCUGAGAGGCGAUGGGAAAAAUCUAGCCAAUACUCUGAACAAUCCAGAGAAUCAAAGAAAAAUCAGGACCGGCGAAGAGAAAAGUCUCCAACAAAGCAAAAAAAAUAAUUCUGCAAAAUUACAGAAACUGAACAUGCCUUAUAUUCAGUUGAAACAAAUUAUUUUUUACAUUGAUUGACAAACUUUGUAGAGAAUUCUUGUAUAAAGUACUGGUUUGUAUUUGUACAUUUAAAAAAUGUUUUCAUUUAAAAAAAUGUUUUGUAAUUGAUACAUCUCAAGGCCCUCCACAUAAAAUUAUUUGAAAAGUUUCACCAGAGAGGGAUGUAAUUCUUGCCAAUAUUUUGUUAAUAAAAUGAUCAAAUGCUCAUUGAAUCAGUGAUUUUUUUCAUUGACAAAAUUUUUUUUCUGAUAAUGUUUCCAGUUGUUCAUAGAAUUAUUAUAAUAAAUUG
Messenger RNA from Eubalaena glacialis (North Atlantic right whale), 3677 nucleotides. It is a transcript of the gene CWC22, whose product is annotated as CWC22 spliceosome associated protein homolog. Gene Ontology annotation, biological process: mRNA splicing, via spliceosome. Bases 631 to 3336 code for a protein of 901 amino acids. Gene Ontology annotation, molecular function: RNA binding; protein binding. NCBI's taxonomy places the organism in Eukaryota, Metazoa, Chordata, Mammalia, Artiodactyla, Balaenidae. The record is from RefSeq and is a predicted model, not a curated record. Gene Ontology annotation, cellular component: catalytic step 2 spliceosome. The transcript has 21 exons.